This is a messenger RNA of Mucor mucedo, 1290 nucleotides long. RefSeq lists its product as uncharacterized. The record is from RefSeq and is a predicted model, not a curated record. The transcript has a single exon. Lineage: Eukaryota; Fungi; Mucoromycota; Mucoromycetes; Mucorales; Mucoraceae. The coding region runs from base 1 to 1290 and encodes 429 amino acids. Gene Ontology annotation, molecular function: protein binding.
AUGGAAACAUCAUUGAUAAAGUGCCUUCUACCCGAAGAGAUUAUGAAUCUAAUAUUUGGGUAUCUUGAAGAAAAAAUUGAUAUUAAAAACUGUCGCUUGGUGUGCUCAAGUUGGAACUCAAGCAUAUCCUCUAUCCUUUAUAAGGAAGGGAUUCAAAUCGCUCUAUGCAAACGAAAUUACCAAAGGCUUCAAGACGACCUGGUAGAGUUCCCCGAAUUAAAGAUGAAAGUACAGAGAAUGUAUUUUAUUUCUGAAGAUGAAAAUUAUGCCGGUUACGAUAUAGAUCUCAACAUGUUUAUGCCCAUAAUUAACAUAUGCAAGAAUAACUUAAAGAAACUACACUUUGAGCAGACAACAGGUGGAGAUAAUUAUUUAUUGCCAUUGAUCAUUGAAACAGUAGAUCUUCCGUGCAUAGAGGAAAUUGUUGCAGAAGAGCUGCUAGCAUUUAAACCACUUACACGAAAAACGUAUUUAAAAAUUAACUACAACUAUCGCAGCACCAUAACAUCUUUGGAAAUCAGCGAUUUUGAAGCUAGAUAUCGUUCGGAUGAGUUUUAUUAUUCAGAUAAUGAGGAGGAUUUCGCGCGACGUUUUGUUUAUUUUUCAUCUCCACCUAAAGUAUAUGGUAUUAGAUACAAGGAGGAAUGGGAUAAAUAUCCUGGACUACUCAACUAUGUUUACAACUUCCGUAACCUGAAAGUUCUAAAAUUACUACUGGUUGGAAUCAGAGACGUUAUUGAUAUCACUAUUCUAACGGAAUCAAAUCUUCUUCAAUUGGAAACAUUGCACAUUUGUGGCGACUAUUCAAUCUUGUGCAUUGCAAAUACGCCUUCACGUUGGUCAAGAAUUAAUUCCUGCGGCUUUGUAAAAGAACUUACAUUACAUGCACUCGAAAUCAGUGUUAAUACCUUGGAAUAUAUCAUUACAAACUUUUCGAAUGUUGACAUGCUAAAUUUAUAUCAAAAAGAACCUCUGAAAAGUUAUAUUGAUUCCUCUUAUGGCAAAGAAGAAACUCCUGCUUUGAUUGAGAAGUUGUUUUUAUACUGUAAGGGAAAAAAAUAUGCUGAUAUUUUUUUAAAGUAUGACAUGACUGAAGGGGAAACAGUCAUUUCAAGGCAAAUUUUACGCAAAAAAGGCCAAUUGAUCGAUGAAAUAAGAGAUUUUAGCUUUUUUUACGGGUACUAUGACAGCGAAGAUUCCGAUAAUUUUGAAGGAAACAGCUUUGCUCUCAAUGAUAGCUAUGAUGAUGAAAAUUAUUAUGAUUACUAUGAUUCUAAUGACGAUUAUUGA